Messenger RNA from Trifolium pratense (red clover), 3083 nucleotides. Its product is annotated as cysteine-rich receptor-like protein kinase 19. Gene Ontology annotation, biological process: protein phosphorylation. Gene Ontology annotation, molecular function: protein kinase activity; ATP binding. The transcript is spliced from 7 exons. The record is from RefSeq and is a predicted model, not a curated record. The coding region runs from base 48 to 2792 and encodes 914 amino acids. Lineage: Eukaryota; Viridiplantae; Streptophyta; Magnoliopsida; Fabales; Fabaceae.
AGAUAGAGAACAGCAAAACUUAGACCAGGCAGCUAACAUUGCAAUCCAUGGCCUCUUUCCACCCCGUCUUUCUCUUUAUCCUUGUUUGCUUCAUCGAUUUUGUAACCACUAAAGCAAAGAAUGAUAACGUUAUCUCGGUGUCUUGCUCAAACAUCAACAAAACCACUCCAAAUAGCCCCUUCCAAUUGAAUCUCAAGACCCUCCUCACAGAUUUAUCUUCAAACGCCACUGCUAACAAAGAAUUCUACAACACUAUAGUAGAAGGCAAAAACCACUCGUCUGAUACAGUCUAUGGUCAGUUUAUGUGCAAGGGUGAUGUUCCUGCUCAUCUCUGUAGUCAGUGCGUCACAAACUUAACUCGUUACAAUUUAUCCUCAGACCCAUUGAACAAUGAUUGCUCCUUUUCCAAAGAGGUGGUGCUUCAGUACGAGGAGUGCAUGGUCCGAUAUUCCAACAAAUCUUUCUUCUCCCCUACUCACUUUAGUUCACAUUCUAGUGAGUGUUUGUCUCUUAAUGUGUCAAACCAGGCAGUAUUCGAGCGUUUAGUUUUCAAAACCUUGAACGGUGUGGCAGAUGAGGCAGCCAAUUUUUCAAUUGGCGUCAAGAAGUAUGCCACAAAGGAAGCAACCAUAUCUGAAUUUCAACCCCUAUAUUUUCAAGCUCAGUGCACACCAGACCUGUCACCACAAGAUUGCAGGAAAUGUCUGAAUGUUACCAUAACGGACGUUCUUCAGAGCUGUAAACUUUUUAACAUAGGGGUAGGGAAGUCUGAAACUUACAAUUGUUACAUCAAAUAUGACGUGUACCCUUUCUAUCGCCCCAGUAAUACCCCAACACCACAAGAUGUCGUUCCAGCUUCCAAUACAAUUGAUUCAAAAUACUCACAGCAUCCAGCUUAUCUUUCCCACAAUUGUACAAGCAAUGAAACCAUGAACAACAAUUUUCUAUCAAAUCUCAGAACACUAUUCUCUUCAUUGUCUUCCAAUGCCAUCAGAACCAGUUUCUUCAAGACAACUGUCGACACGGUCAAUGGCCUCUUUAUGUGCCGCGGUGAUAUCUCCCUCUCCCCUACCCUCUGUCAGUUAUGUGUCCAGGAUGCAACCAAAAGAAUAUCCUCAGAGUGUCCUACCUCCAAAGAGGCUAUAAUUUGGUACGAUAAAUGCUUACUUCGCUAUUCCUAUCAUUCUCUUCUUUCAGGUAUCAAUACAAGUGCUCCAAAAUUUCACCAAUUCAAUUUGGCUUUAAACCCGAACCUGCUGCAAAGCUUCGCCACUUGGAAACUAGCAGAUAUUUUAUAUGAAGUGAAUAAUUUGCAAACAGGAGAGAGUACUACUAAGAAUUACGAAACAAGAUUGGUAAAAUUGAAUGAUCAUCAAACAAUUUACACUCUUGCUCAAUGUACGCCAGAUCUAUCUGAUUGGGAUUGCAGUACCUGCCUGCAAAACAUUUUCCAAAACGAAAUUCCUUGGAGUUGUUUGGCAAGUCCAGAAGGAAAAAUUCUAUAUCCUAGCUGCUAUAUGAUGUUUGGAUUGUCCCAAUUCUACAACAAUGAUCAUGAACCGGAGGUGUUUGGGAAAGGUAGUCCUACUCCGACAACAAAAGAUGAUGAAAAAAGAAGGUCGCAAAUGAUGAUAGUUUCUGUUCCGAUCAUCCUUUCAACAUUGCUUCUAACUUUUUCCUACUAUCUGCUAAGGAAAAGAGCAAGGAAGAACAGUUAUAAGGCAUUAAUCCUAAAAGAAAAUUUUGGUCUAGAAAGUACAACUUUGGAGGGUUUGCAAUUCGAAAUGGCCGUAAUUAGAACAGCAACAGACAACUUUUCACAUGAAAACAAAAUUGGUGAAGGUGGAUUUGGAGAAGUUUACAAGGGCAUUCUUUCUGAUGGACGACACAUAGCUGUUAAGAGGCUUUCAUCAAGUUCAAAGCAAGGCAUCGAAGAGUUCAAGAAUGAAAUUUUAUUGAUAGCCAAGUUACAACAAAGAAAUCUGGUGGCAUUAAUAGGUUUUUGCCUAGAAGAGCAAGAGAAGAUUCUUAUCUAUGAAUAUGUCCCAAAUGGGAGCCUUGAUUACUUUUUAUUUGACACUCGACAGCAAAAUUUAAGCUGGGAUGAACGUUACAAAAUUAUAGGUGGAACGGCUGCAGGAGUUCUAUAUUUGCAUGAAUAUUCCCGUCUCAAAGUUAUACACCGUGAUCUGAAACCUAGUAAUGUUCUAUUAGAUGAAAAUAUGAAUCCAAAAAUAUCAGAUUUUGGUAUGGCGAGAAUUGUUCAAAUAGAUCAAGAUCGUGGACAAACCAACAAAAUUGCUGGAACAUGGGGUUACAUGUCCCCAGAGUAUGCAAUGCUUGGACAAUUUUCGGAGAAGUCGGAUGUUUUUAGUUUUGGUGUCAUUGUUUUAGAGAUUAUUACUGGAAAAAGAAAUAUAAAUCCUUAUGAAUCACUUCAUGUUACUGAAGGCCUCACAAGUUAUGUAUGGAGACAAUGGAAAAAUGAAACUCCAUUAAUCAUAUUGGAUCCAAAUAUUGAAAAUUAUUCUCAUAUUGAAGUUAUUAAGUGCAUACAGAUAGGUUUGUUAUGUGUUCAAGAAAAUCCAAAUGUCAGGCCUACAAUGGCAUCGGUUAUUUCAUAUCUUAAGAGUCGUUCACCAGAACUAUCAUCUCCACAAGAACCAGCAUUUUUCAUACAUGACAGAAUGAAUGAAGAAGUAACAGCACAAAUGGAAUCAAGUUCUACCAAUAAUUUUAUAUCAUUUUCUGUCAACCAUAUGUCUAUAAGUGAAUUUUAUCCUCAGCGAUAGGUUAAUUUGUUUUCAUUAGAUGUAUACUAUUGUUAUUAGUUAGUUAGUUAUAAAAGCACAUGCAUUCAAAAUAUGAAAAUAAUGUGUGCGAAUUGGAAUCGGUAAAAGUAAAACACAUACCUACUAAUUUUUGCCAUUGAUCAGCUUGAACUGCAGAACCUAAAUCCUGAAGUGAGUUGCUUGAAGCUCAUAGUUGGAGAAUCAUUAUCUUUGUAUCUGAAUAUAAACAUAAAAGCAUUGUGUUUAUCAUUUAAUUACAUAAAAGAUCACAACACUUUUGGCAAAACUCAA